AAAAAAUAAUUUAUAAUGGCAACUGGUAAUGAUAAUUAUUUGGAUAUUUAUCGAAAUUUCUUUGAUAAUUUUGCAACAUCGUUAAAUCCACAUGAUCAAUUACCAGUAAAAUUAGCUAGUUAUAAGUUAAAUAAUGAUGAAAUUACAGGUGGGGUUGUUGAUUGGACAUUGCAAUAUUUGAAUCAAAAACACUGCCCGUCAAGUUUAACUGCAAUUUUAACACGAAUUGUAAUUGAUGAAAUCAAACAAACAUGUAAAAAUCAACCAGCCGCUUGUGGCUACAACGCUGAUAUAAAAGCUUACGAACCAUUAAAAUUGAUGAAAUCCGUCAUGUUAAAAGUAAAUGAAGUAUGCUUACGUUAUUUGGACAACAGUGAAUUGUACAGUUUACGGUCAUAUCCAUCGUUACAACAACCAUACCAUGCACCGAUUGUAUCGACAUUUGCGAUUAAAAAUACCAGACGAUUUAUGGAAGAUCGUUAUGUUUAUGUGGAUGAUUUGAAUACAGUUUUUGGUGUACAGGAUACUGAUGGGCCAUCGAGUUACUAUGCAAUAUUCGACGGUCAUGCAGGAGUUGAAGCAGCCGCUUACAGCGCAGCACAUUUGCAUCAAUAUUUAGCUGAAAGUCUUUAUUAUCCAACAAAUCCAGAACGUGCUUUACGCGAAGCAUUCGUUCGCACAGAUGCUGCAUUUGUUCAAAAAGCUCAACAAGAGGAUUUAAACAGUGGCACAACAGUUGUAUGCGCUUUGUAUCGUCCAAAACAGAAUAAAUUAUAUGUCGCUUGGGUUGGUGAUUCGAUGGCAUUAUUAGCAAAUCAUGGAAGUAUAUUACAAAUUGUGAAAGCACAUCGUCCGUCACGAAUUGAUGAAAAAGAACGAAUUAUAGAAAUGGGUGGUCUUGUCACAUCCUGGACCGGUGGUGUAUGGCGUGUCGAUGGAUCCUUAGCUAUAUCACGUGCUAUUGGUGAUGCUAAAUAUAAGCCGUACGUUACCGGAGAUCCUGAUAUCGCCGCAGUACCAUUAAAUGGCGGAGAAGAUUUUUUGAUUGUUGCCAGUGAUGGUUUAUGGGAUUGUGUUAGUGAAGAUCAAGCUGCUGCAUUUGUUUAUCGUCAUAUUUUCGAUAAUCCAGACGAUACUGCUUGCAUCAGUAAAAAUCUAGUACACUUAGCACGUGAAGAAGGCAGCAGUGAUAAUAUAUCAGUGAUAGUUGUAUUCUUACGUGAUCCACAUCAAAUCGCUACAACACCAUUACCACAAAACAUAGCAACGUGGCAUAACCUACAAGUACCAGACAGUCCAAAUCGUAACGGUGGUACUGGCAACAAUCAACAACAUCAACAAUCUAGCACAACAACUGACAACAAUAUGGAUUUAGAAUUAGAAUCAACAUUAGAUAAUAGCAACAACAAAACAAACAAUCCAUUUAUGAUCAACAAUUCAAAUCAAAAAGACGUAACUGUGACUACAAAUCCAGCAUGCUUGUUCGACGACAUCUUGAAUAAACAUCAAAAUGGGACCAACGAGGAUGCUUCACCAGAUCUAUUUUACAACAAUGAUAACAACAAAGUAACACCAAAUACAAACGGAAAGCGAGCAUCCUCAUUCGAUGACUAUGGUGAGGAUUAUGAGGAUGAAGAAGAUCGGUCCGAUGAUUUUGGACCAGAAACAGAUGUUGAUGCUGUGGAUGAAGGUCAAGCACAUCAUGUAACAAUAUCACCAACAAUGAUUGCAGCAAAACAAUUGGCUGAUGGUAUUGUGAAUAAUAAUCCGUUCGGAGAUGAUGAAUCGAAAUCACAACCGUAUGCCGAAUCCGAUCAAGAUGAUGAUGAUAUUUCGGAUGAAUUGAUGAUUCAAAAGGACGUUAAUGAAGAUGGUGAAUUCGUUGUUGUGACGAAUGAAUUUGAUGAGAAAUGUUACGAAACACGAAAUACACAUGAUAAUUCUGCUACACCACCCAUCGGUGCUGUUCUAGAUAACAGUGGAUGUGUGGCAACAGAUAAUGUAGCAGAAAGUGGUGAAGACACAGAUGACGAAGAGUGGAGUUACUUACGAGGUGAUAAAAAUAACGCAAUAGAAAAUUGUCAAGAUAAUCAUAUUAUUAGUGACGAUAAUAUUAUCACUGACGAUCAAGACAUGUCACAAUUGAAUCCAAACGCUGCUGAAUUUGUUCCUGUAUCACCAGUACGAAAUGCACAUGAUAUAACACCAUUAACACCACCAAAUUGUAAAAAUCUUCGUGAUGAAGAUUCACUUAUCGCACAAUCACCACAGCAACCUGCACCCAUGGCCCCAACUGUACCAAAUUCUGUAGAAAGCUUUAUUUGCGAGAUACGUGAACGACCUGGCGAUAAUGAAGAUGAUUUUAGUUCAACAACCGAAUCAAAUAAAGAUGACGAAAUUAAUGGUCAUCCAAUAAUAGAUCAUCAACAAAAUUCCACACAUUCCACAUUGGAAACCAUAUUAAACGGGAAAAAUGUCGAUGAAAUAGAAUUUCAUCCAAAAUUUACCACCGGAUUUUUAUCAAACGAAAGUAUAAUCCCUGGUGUUGAAAUCAUUAACGAAUCAUUAAACGUAUCCGAAUCAUUGUCAACAAAAGCUGUGUAUGGUGACGACACAAAGAACUACACUGCUUCAGAUUAUACAGACGAUACAAAUAUUUCCGAUAUCAAACAAGAUCCAAUGAGUAUGUCAUUCUAUCAGGAUAAAGAUGCUGAAGGAAAUGAUUUGGGUACAAAUCCAUUCGAUUUGAAUGCUGUCCAAAGGAUUCCAGAUAACUUAGAUGAGUUUAUUGGUGAGGAGCAGAAGACUGAUGAAGUUGAGCAAGCUCUUGAUUUUAUUGGCGAAGUGGAAGCAGCUGUAAAAUCAAAUGAUUUUGAAGAGAAAGAACAAGAAUCACCCAUGGAGGAUAAAUUUAAUAAUGAAUUUGAAUCACAUGAAAAAGCUGAAGAACCUCGUUCACCAAUUCCCGAUAAUGAUGCAGUUUUACAGGAACAAGUUUUAAAUUUCAACGAACAAACUGUCCCCGCACCUGCUGUAGCAGAUGUGUGCACAUUAGCAUCAAAUCCAUUAGAGGCCCAAGACGAAGAUCAAUUGGAGGUAUCACCCUUGCAAAAAUCUCCAUCCCUUCCAGAAGUAGGUGAAGUAGGAUAUGCAUCCGAUCCAUAUGUUGAAGAUCAACAUGAACCAGAACCGGUAACUGCAUCUCCAUUACCUGAUUUUGAAAUUGAAUCACCAGCUCCAGAUGUAGAAUUAACUCCUGAAUUGUUAUCAUCAAAAUCACCUGAUAUUGGAUUGUCUGAUGACGUUGCUAAAUUAUCUGUUGAUGUUGUUUCUCCAGGUGAAGAAAUGAUUUCAAAGUCACCAGAAAUUGAUUCAACAGCAGAAAUUGAUUCUAAGUCAGAUAUCAUUUCACCAGCCGAGGAAGUAUUAGCAAAAUCACCAGAUGUUCUUCAAUCUCCUGUUCAUGAACAUCAAAAUAUUGGUUCACCGUCUCCCAUUCCAGACGAUCGUAUUGAAUCACCUGAAGUAGCCGUAGAAGCUGAAUCAACCGCGGAGAUAACAUCUCCAGUACCAGAAAAAGAAACAAAUGAGGAAAAGGAGACAAAUCUUGAAAAAGAUGAUUUAGUAGAACAUCAAAUUGAUGAUUUUGCUCAAGAAGAAGCACAAUUGAUUCAGGAAGCUCAAUCACCUGAACCAGUAGCAAAAUCUCCAGUACCUCAAAUUGCAGUAUCUCCAUUGAAUGACCUUGUAGAAAAUCAAGAACUCUCAGCACCAUCACCAGCUGGUGAAUGUUUAGCUGCAUCACCAAUUCCUGAACCAUCAGAAUUACCAGUCCCACCAAAAUCUCCAACACCUGAACCCGCAGUAGCAUCCCUAAUUACUGAACCUGAAAUUGCUGCUUCACCAAUUCCUGAACCUGCAGCUGCUUCACCGAUGCCCCAAGCUUUAUCGCCAGAACCUAUUGCAUCUCCAGUAUGUUCUCCCUCACCAGUUCCAGAUAUUGUACAAGAAGUUGAACACAUUCCUACUCAUGUAGAACCGGAUCAUCAUGAGAUUCCAGAAGUAUGUGAUCAAAUUCCUACAGAAACUGUUCCAUCUCCAAUCCCAUCACAACAAUCUGUGAAUGAUGAAAUCGUUUUAGAAACCCAUAAUUACGAUACUUUCACAAGUCAACCAAUUGAAUAUGAAGAAAGGCAAGAGGAAAAAGUAUUACACCUUGAAGAAGCUACUCCAGCGGUGGAGGCACAAAAUGCAUUUUCACCCGAUGAAUUUGAUCAAGAAAUUAAAUCAACGGAAACACCUCCUCCAACUCCUGCAUUGAAUUUAGCUGAGCCAGCUUUAAUUAGCACAAGUCCUGAACCAAACAAAUUAGUUGAAGCUGUUGAAAAAAUAUCCGAAGAACAAAAUGUUAUCAAUGAAGUUGAAGCAGCCGUUAUUGCUGGAGCAGUUGCUGCAGGUGCAGCUGCAGCUGUAACUGCUGCAGUCGCAAGUAAAUCACCAAAACCAGAAAAGAAACCACUUAAAGCCACUUCAUCUCCUGCUAAAGCUGCUCCAGCCAAAAAACCUCUAGCAUCUACAACCAGAACUAGCACACCUUCAAAACCAACAACAUUAUCAAAAUCAAGUGCUUCACCUGCAAAACCAUUAUCAUCACCAAGAGUUCCAUUAGCUGCUAAAGCUUCACCACGAAGUGCAUCAACAACUUCUGCUCCCAAAUCAAUAGCCAAAAAACCAUUAACAAAUGGUGAUGUCAAACCCGCCACUAAGACAAGCAGCAGUGCCCCAGCGGCAAGUAGACCAGUUUCUGCUGCAGCAAAAUCUACAACAGCAAGUCGACUUGGAUCAGCACCAACUAAAACUAGUCCCACAUCGACACGUCCACCAAUUAGUCGACCAACAAGUGCAAAACCAAGUGCACCUGCCACAAAACCUUCUACAACAACUGCUGCUCCAAAACCACGAACUACACGAACUACGUUAACAACAUCGACCAGAACACCACUUACGAAUGGAGUUUCACCAAAACCAGCAGCUGCUAAGACAAAUUCAGUGGCUGCAAAGACAACUUCAACAUUAUCGGCUACUAAAACAUCAACAACAGCUUCACGAUCACUUUCAAAACCAUCCACAGCUUCAUCUACUACAAGCAGCACAUUAAGUUCUCGUCCAGCUGCCCCGCGAGUAUCAUCACUUACAGCUAAAAAAUCGCCAUUAGUUGAGAAAACACAAAAAGAUACAACAAAUAAACAAUUAUCAGCAACACGUACGACACAAUCAUCAACGCUAACAACUGUUAAACGAACGACAAAUGUUUUAAAACCGAAAACUGCCACUACUACAGGCACCACGAAUUCAACUAGCAGUACUCUUGUUAAGAAAACUGAAACUAAGUCACCACUACUAAACAAAGCAACCAGCAACAAUAAUGCAACAUCGAAAGUGGGUUCACGACCAUCAACAGGCACAUCAACCACCUUAAAUAGUAAUAGCAAGUCAACAGUAACGCGAACAUCAACAACAACUAAAAAAUUACCAGGUGUAACACGCACAACAAUUACUAAAACACAUACAACAUCUCAAUCAAGCAAUCCAAUUGUUGCACCGAUCGAACAGAAUCAAACAGUGACCUUGGUACAUGAGAUCACAAAUGUAAGUAUAGUUAACAAUACCGAUACAGAUUUAGCAACAAUAACAACAGCAACAAAUAAUUAUAAUCAACAAUUAGAUGAUUUAUUAAUAAAAGAUAAUCAUUCAGAGAUACCAACUCAACAACAUGAUUUCAUUGAAAAUAAUACUCAUUUAGAAAACAGUUUAAUUUUAAAUCAUGUCGAAUAA
This is a messenger RNA of Chrysoperla carnea, 5835 nucleotides long. RefSeq names its product 205 kDa microtubule-associated protein-like. Gene Ontology annotation, molecular function: cation binding; protein serine/threonine phosphatase activity. The record is from RefSeq and is a predicted model, not a curated record. Bases 16 to 5835 code for a protein of 1939 amino acids. Gene Ontology annotation, biological process: negative regulation of protein kinase activity; protein dephosphorylation. The transcript has 13 exons. Lineage: Eukaryota; Metazoa; Arthropoda; Insecta; Neuroptera; Chrysopidae.